CGCCUGCCCGCCCAACAACCCCCACACCCACCCGUCUCCCUCGUGUAAAUAUCUCCCUCCAUUGUGUAAUAUUUGUUCAUCAACAAGGUUCUGUUCUGUUUCAAGCCAGAUGAUGUCGGUGAACAUGGUGUCUAACAUCAGUCCAGUAGGGGGAGUAAGAGAGACACAUUCUGCCACAGUGGGAGGGAGUAAACCCCUGCACCGCUUCAUAAGAGGGGAGCCGAAGAGUAUUGGGAUUGUAAUGCUGUUCAUGGGCUCAUCACUCUUCCUCUUGGCGAUUCCCAUGAGAAUGGAUCCACUGGAGUCCUCUGCGGAGAAUUUCACCUCUUUUUGGCUAGGAAUCCUUUUCAUCAUCUGUGGGCUGUUAUACGUGUUCACAGAGAAGAAUACUUCAAAACAAUUGGUGACAGCAAGCCUGGCCCUUAGUAUCAUCUCUAUAUUGGGGGUCACAGUGGCUUUCUUUGAAUUCCUUAAAGGCAUCCUGAACAUGCAGUUUUACCAUUACCGCUAUUAUUAUUCCUACUAUGAUGACAUCACAAACUCUACCAGAGUUGAUGUCCCCUGGCGUAAACAUCAUACGGGCCAGUUGCUCAGCCUUGAGGCUGUAUUCAUGUAUCAGAGCUUAGUGGGAAUGGUGUUCCUAAUAAUGAUGACAGCAUUUGCCAGGGCUGCCUUGCAGUCCAGUAAGACACAGGCAAUUGUGGUAAUGAAUAAUCUACCAUCAGCAGACUGAAUGAAGAAAAAGCAAGCCUUUUAUGACUGUCUCUGCCAUGAUGGAUGGAUAGAAAACUUGCAUUUAUUGAUAUAAAAUAAAUGUAUUCAAUGUGUAGAACAUUUAAUUAAAUCCGCAUAUAGAAAUUGUCUUUGUAUACACUUUACUUUGAAAUAAAUGUAAUAAAAUAACACAUCCAUGUAAUACAAUAAACAAUUAACAUGAUCAUUAUAUGCCACUCACAGCAUUGUCAUUUCAUAAAACACUGUCAGCUUGUUUACUCAUUAUUGAAAAAUCACUUUUUGCUCAAGUAUGAGUAAAGCACUCAGUUAAGUGCAUACAAAUGUCCACUAGACAUUUGUUUUGCUCAUCUUGAUAUAAUAUCAUUGUGUCACGUUCUGACCUUAGUUCCUUUGUUUUGUCUUUGUUUUAGUUGGUCAGGGCAUGAGUUGGGUGGGCAGUCUAUGUGUGUUUUUCUAUGUUGGGGUUUUGAGUUCGGCCUAGUAUGGUUCUCAAUCAGAGGCAGCUGUCAAUCGUUGUCCCUGAUUGAGAAUCAUACUUAGGUAGCCUGGGUUUCACUUUUGGUUUGUGAGUGUUUGGGCCACACGGUACUGUUUCGUUUUUCGUUUUGUUCACAUCGUUUAUUGUUUUGUAUUUCAGUGUUCAGUUCGUUUUGAAUAAAUCAUCAUGAACACUUA
Oncorhynchus nerka (sockeye salmon) is the source of this 1410-nucleotide messenger RNA. RefSeq lists its product as uncharacterized. The coding region runs from base 110 to 733 and encodes 207 amino acids. Gene Ontology annotation, cellular component: membrane. NCBI's taxonomy places the organism in Eukaryota, Metazoa, Chordata, Actinopteri, Salmoniformes, Salmonidae. The record is from RefSeq and is a predicted model, not a curated record. The transcript has 7 exons.